Molecule: messenger RNA, 1836 nt
Organism: Leptosia nina
Lineage: Eukaryota; Metazoa; Arthropoda; Insecta; Lepidoptera; Pieridae
Source: the annotation of a GenBank genome assembly
AUGACCCCGGAAAUGAAAAAAGUGUAUGUUGAUCAAGAUGGGAACAUACAAUUUCAAGGAUAUUUACUAGAGGAGGGUGAAACGGAGUCAGAAGACAAACCAACAACCAGUCUUACGGAAGAAGCUUUAACUAAGAUAUUGGCAAAAUUUAGUGAAGUGAAAAAGGAUACAAAAAAAGCAGAUAGUAUUAAAAUGCUCACAGAUAAAUUUGUGAUUGAGAAAUAUAGUAGAAAAAUAUCUAAUGCAUCUCAAUGGAUGGAAAUAUUUGAAUCAGAAUGUGUUCGUUUAGAAGUAGAUGAAGAUACACAAAGGAUUGAAGCACUUCGACUGUUUCUGGAUGAAUCCUGUCUUGACUGGUACAGCUCAAUGCUCAUUAAACAUACAGUGAACUCAAAGUGGUUAGUGUGGAAAAGCAGCUUCUGUGAAACAUAUGCAGACAAGGGUUGGUCACCAAUCAGGUAUGCAAUUGUAUUUAAAUAUAGACAGGGCUCAAUACUGGAAUAUGCUUUAAAAAAAGAAAGACUUCUUUUAGAGAUUAACAAAUCUAUAGAUAAAACCACUUUUAUAGACCUAAUUGCCACUGGUUUGCCCAACUAUAUAGCAGAUAAAAUUGAUAGGAAUAACUUAAACCACACUGAAGAUUUAUUUAAUAACAUCAGAGGAUUGGAACAUUUAGUCAAGAAGAAUUGGGAUAAAAAGAAAUUUUCCUUCGACAAAACGGUCAAAGAGAAAGAUGGAAAGGAUCAGCCGUGCAAGAUAUGUGAAAAGGAAAACAAAGGCACUAGCGUGAAAAAAGCUAUUGGAAAAGUAACCUUGAAAUUAAAAAUAUUUGACAUAGAAAAAAACGUAAACAUAUUUGUAGUGGAUGGUAAUCAUUUUGAAUAUGAUGUUCUAAUUGGCUUAGAUUGCAUAGAGGCGUUUGAUCUUAUACAAAAUGAAAAGUUAGAAAUUAAACAAAUUCAACCGAAUUUAGAAUGUGACAAAUAUAAAUCAGCCGGUGAAAUUAAUAAUCCCAAAAUAAUUUCUGACUUAGCAGGUAUGGUAGUCAAUGAAAAUCAUGAUUUUGGUCAUAAUAAUAUUCCAAAUAGUGGGGUUACCCCACAAAAUCAAAAACAAAAAAAAAGUUACAAUAUUAACUUCAACGAACAUAUACCAAUUAAUGAUGUUGAAAUGACAGUAAAUAAUCUUAGUACUGUGCAACAGUCACAAGUCAAAGAACUCAUUGACAAUCACAAAUCUCUUUUUGCUUGUGACAAAUAUGAUGUAGGUACCGUGAAAGGGUAUGAAGCACAUAUUGAUUUGUUAAUUGAUAAAUAUUGUUAUAAACGGCCAUAUAGGUGCAACUUUGAGGACAAAAAAGAAAUAGAACUUCAGGUAUCUAAACUAUUAGAAAAAUACUUAAUUGACGAGUCUUACAGCCCUUUCGCCGCACCUGUAACUUUAGCUUAUAAAAAAGAGGAAGGGAGAAAGUAUAGAUUAUGUAUAGAUUUCCGAGAUCUAAAUAAAAUCGUUGUUCCUCAAUCACAACCUUUCCCAUUAAUAGAGGACCUAAUGAUAAAAACAAGAAAUUGCAAAUUCUUCACAACGCUGGAUAUAAAUUCUGCUUUUUGGUCAAUACCAUUAAAGAUUGAAGAUAGACAAAAAACAGCAUUUGUCACUCAAGAGGGACACUUUCAAUGGACGCGUUUACCCUUUGGCUUGAAAACCUCUCCAGCGAUAUUUCAAAGAAUACUCAGUAGCAUUAUUAGGAAACACAAAUUAGCUGACUUUGCAAGCAACACACUGCACAUGUCGUUUCACUCCGGAACACCCAAUUAUAAUAACGAAGCAUUAUAA